AUGUAUCGAGUGCAGAAGGUCGAGAUCGACUCCUUUUCUGGUUUCCGUAUCUACCCCUCAAAGGGUAAACUUUUCGUUCGUGGGGACAGUAAAGUCUUCCGUUUCGCCAGCUCAAAAAAUGCAUCUCUCUUCUUGCAGAGGAAGAAUCCACGUAAGAUCGCCUGGACUCAGGUGUACAGGCGCAUGCACAAGAAGGGUAUCACGGAGGAAGUUGCUAAGAAGCGUUCACGCCGGACUGUAAAGCACCAGCGAGGCAUUGUCGGUGCCGACCUUGCUACCAUUGCUGCCAGACGUAACCAGACUGCUGCUGUCCGUUCUCAGGCAAGACUAGCUGCCAUCACUAAAGCCAAAACUGAGAAAAAGGAGAAGGAGAACAAGAAAGCCAAACCUGCUUCGCGCCCAAGUGGUGCAUCUGGACCAAAGGUAUCCAAACAACAGAUGAAGGGUGGAAAGGGUGGACGAUAA
This is a messenger RNA of Lentinula edodes (shiitake mushroom), 465 nucleotides long. Its product is annotated as ribosomal protein L24e-domain-containing protein. Gene Ontology annotation, biological process: cytoplasmic translation. Gene Ontology annotation, molecular function: mRNA binding; structural constituent of ribosome. Gene Ontology annotation, cellular component: cytosolic large ribosomal subunit. Lineage: Eukaryota; Fungi; Basidiomycota; Agaricomycetes; Agaricales; Omphalotaceae. The transcript has 3 exons. The coding region runs from base 1 to 465 and encodes 154 amino acids. The record is from RefSeq and is a predicted model, not a curated record.